AUGCGUUUCUCCACCGCCACCGUUAUCUCUUCCCUCGCGGCCUUUGCUGCUGCCUACACUCAGCCCGACUACAGCGAGGACCCUACCGGUAACCCCAUUACCUACCCCGGUCUGCAGCAGCAGGUCCCCGAGGGCAAGCCCUUCGAGAUUACCUGGAAGCCCACCGUCGGUGACUACAUCUCCCUGGUCCUCCUCCAGGGCCCCAGCACCGACGUCCAGCCCAUCCAGACCAUUGUCGAGAACAUCAAGAACAGCGGUUCUUACUGGUGGACCCCCAGCACCACCCUGACCCCCCAGACCACCCACUACGGUCUCCUGCUUGUUGUCGAGGGCACCGGUACCUACCAGUACUCCACCCAGUUCGGUCUGACUGCCGCCGCUGGCUCCAGCUCCGUCUCUUCCUCCGCCAGCACCGCCGCGGCCACCAUCGUCACCGUCAUCGACGACAAGACCACCACCAUCUGCCCCGAGACUGAGACCCAGACCACCGCUGCCCCCACCACUACCCCGGAGUCCAUCGUCACCGUUAUCGACAACGAGACCACCACCAUCUGCCCCGAGACCGAGACCCAGGCCACCGGCACCGCCUCCGCCGCCCAGGUCACCUCCUGGUCCACCUCUAUCCCCUCCACUGAGCUCACCACUACCAUCUGCCCCGAGACCGAGACCGGUGCCGCCACCACUGCUCCCUCCGUGCCCACCGGCUCUCUGACUCGCCGCCCCAUCAAGCCCUCUACCUCCGGCUCUGCCAGCACCGUUGCUGUCUCCGCCACCGGUACCGCUUCUCCUUCCGCCUCUGCCACCCCCGCCUACAACGGUGCUGGCCAGAAGACCGUCAGCUUCGGCGCUGUCGUCGCUGCCCUGUUCGCCGUCAUGGCCUUCUAA
Penicillium verhagenii is the source of this 885-nucleotide messenger RNA. Its product is annotated as GPI anchored serine-threonine rich protein. NCBI's taxonomy places the organism in Eukaryota, Fungi, Ascomycota, Eurotiomycetes, Eurotiales, Aspergillaceae. Bases 1 to 885 code for a protein of 294 amino acids. The record is from RefSeq and is a predicted model, not a curated record. The transcript has a single exon.